This is a messenger RNA of Lindgomyces ingoldianus, 1062 nucleotides long. Its product is annotated as XAP5-domain-containing protein. Gene Ontology annotation, biological process: chromatin organization. Gene Ontology annotation, cellular component: nucleus. The coding region runs from base 1 to 1062 and encodes 353 amino acids. The transcript has 3 exons. Lineage: Eukaryota; Fungi; Ascomycota; Dothideomycetes; Pleosporales; Lindgomycetaceae. The record is from RefSeq and is a predicted model, not a curated record.
AUGCCCACCUCGACCCCAAAUUCCCGCUUCACCUCCCAGACAUCCACCGCCGAGGACCUACUCCGGGAGCAGACUGUGGGCCUGGUCAAUCUGUCAGACUUCCGCAAACGACGUGCCGAAGCAAUAGAACGCAAAGAACGAGAGACAUCUACCCCCACUCCCCGGAACGGCGCAUCUACGCCCCAGCCCUCGUUCAAGAAGAAGAUGAAGAAGACAGCGGCGAAGGGCAAGCUCUCCUUCGUCGUCGACGACCAUGAUGGGGACUCAAGUGCUUCUGCAAGCACGACGCCCCGUGGGAGCACCCCGGCCGACUCAGCUGCGACGUCCGAGUCGGAGAGCAAAGUCCCAAAGAAACGGCUAGGUGCCAACGCCCGCAUUGCCCUGAAGCCCAAAGCUAUGACGAAAUCUGCUCUGAUGCGAGAAGCACAGGAAGCGGAGACGGUGCGGAAAAAUUUCUUGGCCAUGCGUGAUGCUGUCAAGGCUACCGAAGUUGUGAUCCCCUUCGUCUUUUACGAUGGGACGAACAUCCCGGGCGGACGAUGUAGGGUGAAGAAAGGGGACCACAUCUGGCUGUUUCUAGACAAGGCGAGAAAGGUUGGCGCAGAGCUAGGCGUGGGCGGCGACAAGAGCAGGAGGGAUUGGGCCCGGGUCAGCGUCGACGAUCUGAUGCUGGUGAGAGGGGAACUCAUCCUUCCUCAUCAUUACGAAUUCUAUCAUUUUCUUUCCAACAAGGUCGUCGGCUUCAAUGGACCCGUCUUUGAGUACUCCGACCAGCCCACACAGGCCACUCCCACCGCAAGUGACUCGAAUCCUACCAGGUCGGCUGAAUACGAUCCCCUAGAGCGACAUGAUAGGAGCAAAGAAAAAGAUACCGCGAUACCUGAUGCCGAGCUCGAAGGCUUCCAUGACGAUGCAACGAUUACCAAGGUGGUCGACCGAAGAUGGUACGAGCGCAACAAGCACAUAUUUCCAGCUAGCGUUUGGGAAGAGUACAACCCAGACAAGGAUAUAUCCAAGAGCCAGCGGAAGGACACUGAAGGAAAUUCCUUCUUCUUUUCCUAA